AUGGUCCGAUUACCUCCAACGGAGCAUGGCCAGCCAGGCGCGGCCGCGCCCCGGACGGAGGAGUCGAAGUGGAGCUACCGGCUGGGGGACGAAGCCGAGGACGAGGACGAGAUAGUGGAGAGGGCCAGGAGGGAAGCUCCUCCGAAUAUCACAAUUGGAGAGCUUCACUCGCUACUAGCGGCCACCUUUGGUGAUCAGUGGACGCAAGAAGAAGAAGACGAGCUCGAUAGAGCUAUGAACGAUGACCCGGUCGUUGUCGCGUUACUGGAUCCCAGUACCGGCAGACACGGGGGUAUCGGGGGUCUUUGGAAGGCGACACUGUAUUCUAUGCGAGAGACGCCUGAUCGCCUGAUGUCGGCGCCCCUGCGAGUUAGCACUCGUCAGCACAAGGCGCUGCCUCGACACGGCAACAUGCGUAAUCCGAACAUGAACCAGAUGUACUGCACCCACCUGAUCGUUCUUGUCAGCCAUCCCAUCUGGGAGAGGGACAUUCGAGCGCUGCGGCAGACCAUCGCGUUUGCCGUCGCCUGCCAUACCAAAGACCAACGACCUUGGAAAUUUGAGACCAUGGUGGGAGGCUCCGUCCUCGCAGAAUUCGGACGACAGGCUGCGGCCUCAGAUGGUUCUCAAACGAUGGCUUCGCUGUUUCGUCAGAUCAGCAAUGGGGCCGCGGGAGAGAAACCGCCGCUGGUCCUGCUCAUGGACGAGUUGGCGGGUGACGGGGACGACGACGUCGAAGAAGGGGACUUUGAUGAUGAUGAAGCCGAGGUAGAGUACGAGGUGCAGCUCCGCCACUUGGCGAGCGUCAUCAAGAGUCUCGACACCCUCGUGCCCAGAUUCAAGCCGACUGCACACUACGAGCGACUGGCCUGCAAAGCCAGGAGCGAGCGGCACAUUCCCAGUAUCAAGACGCAGCUUCCUGACGUCCGGCGUCGGUCUUUGCUUCGGGAGCGCCGUCUCGCGGCGAUUCAGGACAAGGGACUUACGCCGGAAGCAUCAGAAUUGCCAGAGUCAUCCAAUUCGGGCGAUUCUGAGGCUGGCCAACAGCCUCCCGAGUCGCUGUCGAUCCCGCCCACACAGUUCAGCGAAGAACGUGCCGUCGAAGUUCCCGAAACCCCUUCCCGAACACAAUACCCGCAGAUCGAACGGACGAGGACUGUGGAGCCCAUUGAGCGCUUGCCGCCACUCCAGGGUUCUCUCCAUCUCGAGACUCCAGCGCGGACGGCCAUACCGCCCGAGGAGGCGUCCAUCGCGGCGGCUGCGCCUGCUGUGACGUCUGCGAAGCGGACGGCUGCGCCUGAUGCAACGUCUGCGAGGCCCGCGAAGCGAGUUUACAAGAACAUGUACACCGCGAAGAACAGGACUGUCGCAGCACGGCCGAUGGCUGGUCCGAACGCCCAGCCGCACGAGUCACACGAGUCGAAUGACUUGGGUGACUUAGGCGAGUAA
Molecule: messenger RNA, 1449 nt
Organism: Verticillium nonalfalfae
Lineage: Eukaryota; Fungi; Ascomycota; Sordariomycetes; Glomerellales; Plectosphaerellaceae
Exons: 3
Coding region: 1-1449 (482 amino acids)
Source: RefSeq, a predicted model, not a curated record